Molecule: messenger RNA, 1635 nt
Organism: Macrosteles quadrilineatus (aster leafhopper)
Lineage: Eukaryota; Metazoa; Arthropoda; Insecta; Hemiptera; Cicadellidae
Product: tubulin alpha-1 chain-like
Exons: 5
Coding region: 156-1508 (450 amino acids)
Biological process (GO): mitotic cell cycle; microtubule cytoskeleton organization
Cellular component (GO): cytoplasm; microtubule
Molecular function (GO): structural constituent of cytoskeleton; GTP binding
Source: RefSeq, a predicted model, not a curated record
UGGCAGGCAUAGAAAUUGUUGCGCAUCGCUUUAUAAGGAUUUAGCUGAACUCUUUCUUCCAUAUUAGUAUUUUAUCCGAGAGAGGAAGGUUCUUUUUCUCAAGCCAAAUUCCUUUAUUCGGUUAGAAAUAACAAUAUCCUUACCGUACCUGAAAAAUGCGUGAGUGUAUCUCUAUCCAUGUUGGCCAAGCUGGAGUCCAGAUCGGCAAUGCCUGCUGGGAGUUAUACUGCCUGGAGCAUGGGAUCCAGCCCGAUGGUCAAAUGCCAUCAGACAAGACUGUUGGAGGAGGUGAUGACAGUUUUAACACCUUCUUCAGUGAAACUGGAGCAGGAAAACAUGUCCCUCGUGCUGUCUUUGUAGAUCUUGAGCCAACAGUAGUAGAUGAGGUUCGAACCGGCACAUACAGACAGCUGUUUCACCCAGAGCAGCUCAUCACAGGCAAGGAAGAUGCAGCGAACAACUAUGCUCGAGGCCAUUAUACCAUUGGAAAGGAGAUUGUCGACGUUGUCUUGGACCGUAUUAGGAAGCUAUCUGACCAGUGUACCGGACUACAAGGUUUCUUGAUUUUCCAUUCCUUUGGUGGGGGUACUGGAUCUGGAUUUACUUCUCUUCUAAUGGAAAGGCUUUCUGUUGACUAUGGGAAGAAAAGCAAAUUGGAAUUUGCCAUCUACCCUGCACCUCAAGUUUCCACUGCUGUCGUAGAACCUUACAACUCCAUUCUGACCACCCACACAACGCUGGAACACUCUGACUGCGCUUUCAUGGUAGACAACGAGGCUAUCUACGACAUCUGCAGAAGGAAUUUGGACAUUGAAAGACCAACGUACACAAACCUCAACAGGCUGAUCGGUCAGAUUGUCUCUUCAAUCACAGCUUCCCUGCGAUUCGAUGGUGCACUGAAUGUGGAUCUCACAGAGUUCCAGACCAACUUGGUACCUUACCCCAGGAUCCACUUCCCCUUGGUGACCUACGCCCCAGUCAUAUCUGCGGAGAAGGCUUACCAUGAGCAACUGUCUGUCAUGGAGAUCACCAAUGCCUGCUUCGAGCCGGCCAACCAGAUGGUGAAGUGUGACCCCCGUCAUGGCAAGUACAUGGCCUGUUGUAUGCUGUACCGAGGUGACGUUGUGCCCAAGGACGUUAAUGCUGCCAUCGCCACCAUCAAGACCAAACGGACCAUCCAGUUUGUCGACUGGUGCCCCACUGGCUUCAAGGUUGGAAUCAACUACCAGCCACCCACUGUGGUGCCGGGAGGUGACCUUGCCAAGGUACAACGUGCAGUCUGCAUGUUGUCCAACACCACCGCCAUCGCCGAGGCCUGGGCUCGACUGGACCACAAGUUUGAUCUGAUGUAUGCCAAGCGAGCCUUCGUCCAUUGGUACGUGGGUGAGGGUAUGGAGGAGGGAGAGUUCAGCGAGGCUCGUGAGGACUUGGCUGCCCUGGAGAAGGACUACGAGGAGGUCGGCAUGGACUCUGUCGAGGGAGAAGGCGAAGGAGCUGAGGAAUACUAAACUCCUAGUCAAACAUGCUUUUUUCUCUGUAUACCUUAUACACAGUAUUUAUUGUAUUAUUGUAAACAUGUAAUAUUUAUUCCAUUUUUUAUUUAUAUAUUUAUUAAAGCCAAGCAUCUGAAAUGAA